AUGGAAGACGCAGAAUCCACAACCAGGGCAGCCACCAAAAUCACCAAGAAAACCUUCCUGGAGGCUCUGAAGACCAAUGACUUCGGAAAGCUGAAGGCUCUUUUAGUCCAAAGGAAAAUUGAUGUGGACACAGUGUUUGAAGUGGAGGAUGAGAACAUGGUCUUGGCAUCUUACAAACAAGGGUACUGGCUUCCUAACUACAAACUGAAGUAUUCUUGGGCCACGGGCCUGCAUUUGUCUGUUCUGUUUGGCCACAUCGAGAGCCUCUUGGUGUUGCUGGACCAUCACGCUACCAUCAACUGUCGACCCAAUGGGAAGACGCCCCUCCACUUGGCUUGUGAAGUGGCCAAUGUCGAGUGUGUCAAGAUCCUCUGUGACCACGGGGCAAAGCUCAAUGCCUACUCCUUGAGUGGACACACACCUUUACACAUGUGUACCAAGGAAAACUCCAUAGUUUGUGCCAAGCAACUGGUGUGGAGAGGUGCUAAUGUGAACAUGAAGACUAACAACGCCGACGAGGAGACGCCCCUGCACGCGGCAGUGCGUGGCGGUCUGCCCGAGCUAGCGGCCUUCUACGUGGAGCACGGCGCCCUGGUGGACAGUGUCAACGCGCACCUGGAGACUCCGCUGGCGCUGGCUGCCUACUGGGCGCUACGAUUCAAGGAGCAGGUGUACAGCGCCCAGCACCACCUCGUCUGCCGCCUGCUGCUGGCGUCCAAGGCCCAGGUCAAUGCCCGGGACGAAGACUUCAAGGCACCGCUGCACAAGGCUGCCUGGAACUGCGACGAGGAUGCCAUGCGGCUGCUGCUGGAGGCAGGCGCCGAGGCCAACCUGCUGGACGUCAACGGCUGCGCUGCCAUCCAGUACGUGCUCAAGGUGACCCCGGUGCGCCCGACAGCCCGACCUGCUCGCUGCUACCAGCUUCUGCUCAACCAUGGGGCCGCGCGAAUCUACCCGCCCCAGUUCCACAAGGUGUUGGAGUCUUGCCACGCCUGCCCUCUAGCGGUGGAGGUGGUUGUCAAUGCCUAUGAACAUAUUGUGUGGACGCCCAAGUGGAAGAAGGCGAUUCCAGAGGACAGCCUGGAGAGGCACUGGGACUUCUACCACUCUCUCUUCAGCAUCUGCAGCAACACCCCAAGGUCCCUCAUGCACCUGGCCAGGUGCUCCGUGCGGAGGAUCCUGCUCAGCAGAUGCCACAAGGUCAUCCCGCUGCUGCCUUUGCCUUUGUCUUUGAAGAACUACCUGCUUCUUGAGCCUGAAGGGGUCAUCUAUUGAGCCCCCCUGGCCAGCUCCUGAGCCUGGGGUAUGCAGGAGGCCAAGACCGACGGGGCGAGGCCGGCAGUCCUCUGGAAGGAGGGCUGGCUGCAUGCUCCUGCUCAGCCCGGAGCAGCAUGGAAGCAGGCCAGGAAGCCAGUGUGGCUCCCUACAGUGAGAGCCACCCCAAAGUGCGAGGGGCUGCCUUGGGAGGUCCUGGAACAGGCUGGACAACCAAGUGCUGGCUGGGCGCCUCCUAGGGAAGACUCCUCUCCCAUACAGAUCGGGUUGGGGCUGCUGACGUCCCUACCAGGUUCUGGGAUUCUGUCUCUGCACGCAAUGGUUUGAAUAAACGCCGUGCUCCUCAUUCUGAGUGGAAUGAACACCGCACUUCAGGGCUUUCAAAGCA
Molecule: messenger RNA, 1663 nt
Organism: Vombatus ursinus (common wombat)
Lineage: Eukaryota; Metazoa; Chordata; Mammalia; Diprotodontia; Vombatidae
Gene: ASB4
Product: ankyrin repeat and SOCS box containing 4
Exons: 5
Coding region: 1-1275 (424 amino acids)
Biological process (GO): intracellular signal transduction
Molecular function (GO): protein binding
Source: RefSeq, a predicted model, not a curated record